Sitophilus oryzae (rice weevil) is the source of this 1856-nucleotide messenger RNA. RefSeq lists its product as uncharacterized. The transcript is spliced from 2 exons. Lineage: Eukaryota; Metazoa; Arthropoda; Insecta; Coleoptera; Curculionidae. The record is from RefSeq and is a predicted model, not a curated record. The coding region runs from base 258 to 1478 and encodes 406 amino acids.
GUUUGUUAUUUGUUAUUACACUGUACAAGAUCUCGUUUUGUUAAAAAACAACCUAACAUUGUGUAAGUCUGUUAUUUUUAUAUUAAUUCAACUUGUGUGUGUAGAUUUAAUCAAUUCUUAUAACUAUAUACACGAAUUAAAUGCUUUUUAGAUUACAUAUAGACUAGAUAACAGUAUAAAUUAAACCAAAGUGUGAUAGUAUUCAUCAGUUUGUUUAUAUGCUUGUCAAGUGAAUUUAAAACAAAGCUCGUUUAACUAUGAGUGAUCCAGGAAGUACUAAAGAAGAUUUGAAUGAAAUUUUAAAGAGUGUGGCUGAAGAACUAAAUAUAGAAAACUACGAAUUGGUGCCGGAUGAGACAGGAACCUAUGGAGACGGGUUUGCUUCACAGUUCUAUACCGGGCAAGUCAAAAAUAAGGAUACAGGGAAAAUUAUUAAUGUAGCUAUUAAAAAAUCUCCCCCUUAUAAAGAAGUGGAUUUUUCUGGGCUUUUUAGAAGCGAAAUAACGUUCUACAAAGAAGUGUUUCCACGUUUGAGUUCGCUCCAAAAAGAGCAUCCAGCUCUAUCCAAACCAUUCGAUAAUAUUCCUAAAUACUUUUGCUCACAGCUACAACCACUGACCUUCAUUGCCCUGGAAAACUUGAAACCCCUCGGUUAUACGAUGUACGACAAAACAAAAACCCUGGACCCGAGCCACUUGAAGCUUAUUUUCACGGUAUACGGUAGGUUUCACGCUUGCUCUUUUGUGCUGAAAGAAAAUAAUCCGGAAGGGUAUAAAGAAUUGACAGACAAGAUAGUUGACGAAUUUUCCAAACUACUGAACAUAGUUAUAGCUCAAAUAGAAAGUUCUUUUAAAGGCGCUUUUAGGAGCGUACAUGCAGAAACUGAGAAAGAUUUGUACGAAAAAACGAAGAAUAUACCUGAUAAUAUCAAGGAAGUUUUUUUGAAGGCUUAUAAUUACGAUGGAAAGUUCGAUUGUAUUAUUCACGGAGACUGUUGGUCGAAUAAUAUGCUUUUCAAAUAUACGUCUGAAAACGAAGUAGAGGACGUAAAAUUGAUUGAUUUCCAGUUAUUACGUACCAGUACUCCAGUCCACGACUUGUCCUACUUCUUUUAUUCCGGAGCUUCCAAAAAAGAUUUCGACAAACUAACCGAAUAUCUUCAAAUUUAUUACAAAAGUUUUGAAGAGACUUGUAAAGAAAUGGGCGUAGACGCUAACAAAAUUUUCCCCUUCGAAAAAUUGAUAGAGGAAUGGAAGAAGAACGCCCUUUUCGGUGUCCUUAUGGGCAUAUAUUUGUGGAACAUAAAGCUGCUGCCCAAGGAACGGUUCCAGUUUAUGAUCAAAGACCAGGACAUAUCCAAAGAAAAAAUAAUGCAGAUAUGGACGGAUAUGAUGGAGGAGAUGUAUCGCAGCGAAGGUUAUCAAGAGAAGACAAAGGCUAUUUUAGUACACGCCGUUGAAUUUGGUAUUAUUGAUUGAGUACAAACGAUUACGCACUUAAAAGUUACUGGUUUUAACUAUAUAAGCCUAUUAGGUUAGUGUUACGUUACAAUUUUAUUUGAUCGAAAGUAUUAUUACAUGCUUCCAUUGAGAUAUGUAUAGUUCACAUAAAGUGCCAUUAAACGAUAUCAAUAGCUCAAUUAUUAAAGUAUUUAUUUGAAGGAAAUGUGUGAUAUGAAACAAUUUUAACCUGAUGAUUACACCAAAAGUAUUGAUGAAAUUAGAAACAACCCAGAAAAGAUUAAUUAAAAUAAUUAUAUUUUCUAAAAUAAGGUUAUUUCAAAUUAUUGUAUUUUUUUGUUUUUAUUAUAUAAUUAUAUAUAGUAUGUAUUGAAUAAAUAUUGAUAUAGUAUCAAA